Messenger RNA from Argentina anserina (silverweed cinquefoil), 635 nucleotides. Its product is annotated as sucrose-phosphate synthase 4-like. The transcript has 3 exons. The record is from RefSeq and is a predicted model, not a curated record. Lineage: Eukaryota; Viridiplantae; Streptophyta; Magnoliopsida; Rosales; Rosaceae. The coding region runs from base 46 to 393 and encodes 115 amino acids.
GAGACACAUAUAGAGUACCGAUGGCCUGGAGAGAAUGUGAGGUCCAUGGUACCAAGGCUAGCCAUUUCAGAAGGUGGAGCUGAGGAUGACAUCACAGAGUACGGAGGGUCAAGUAGCUCAAGGUGCUACUCUUAUAAUGUGAAACCAGGAGCCGAGAUGCGGGGAGUCGACGACCUGCGCCAAAGGCUGCGGAUGCGAGGCUUCAGAUGCAACCUUUUCUACACUCGUGUGGCAUCAAGGUUAAAUGUUGUACCACUCUUUGCAUCAAGAGUACAAGCAUUGAGAUAUCUUUCGGUCAGGUGGGGAACUGAUCUAUCCAAAGUGGUUGUGUUUGUGGGGGAAGAGGAGAUACAGAUAAUGAUGACCUGCUGGCUGGUCUCCAUAAGACACUAAUUUUAAAAGGAUCCGUUGAGUAUGGCAGUGAUAAGCUUCUUCAUAGUGAAGAUGGUCUCAGAUAAGACGACGUAGUCCCACAAGAUAGCCCUAACAUUGCCCUUGUAGAGAGCUAUCAACCCCACGAUAUCUCAGCCACUCUUGAGGCUCUUGGGAUAAAGGGACUUUAGUUUGGUCUUUAUAUCUCCCUUACUAUAUAUGAUAUAUAUUUCGACAACUCGAGUAAAGGACUGACUGCUACA